AUGGCGACAAGCGCGUGCGUGGACCAGCAGCUGCGAUGCACCGAGUGCGACCUCAUUGAGAGCAACGCACCCGGCGAUCAACUGCAUAUCUGUAUGAGCUGCAAACUUGCCGUUCAUGAGCGCUGUUACGCAGACGCUCUGCACGUCACAGGGACGACGAGGAAGAGCAGUCGAUUGGAAGAAAGCGCCUUGAAGAGUGCAGGCUGGAGAUGCGACUGCUGUAUACGAGGCGUCCAGCGACAGAAGAUCGAUUGUGUGUACUGUGGGAAGAGCGGAGGUGUUUUGAAGGAACUGGUGGAGGUGGGUGAUGACGACGUGGCUUUUUUUUGGAGUUGGUACGCUCGGUUUUCAAGCGAUAGCGACUCUGGGCCGAUGGAUACGGUGCAGUUUGGGCACGUGCUGUGUAUCAAGUGGGAUCCACGUCGCUUGGCUGCAUACGUUGUGAAGGAGAGCAAGAUGAAGCUUGUGGAGAGAGUGUCGAAGAAGGAGAUUGCAAAGGACGUUGGAUCAGAGGCGAGCAGGAAAGAAGUAGAGAACAAGACAGAAGGUUGUAUCGAGCAGCAAGCUGAAGAGGUCAUGCCCGAUAUCAAGGAGGUGUUGCGGAGAGAUCUAGUUCCGUCUGGUGACUGCUGCUUCUGCAAAUCAAGUCGUGGCGUUCGUAUACAGUGUCGCCGAGUCCAGUGCGGUCGCGAUUUCCACGUCAUGUGCGCACACCAAGGAAAUGGCCACGUGGAGCUUCGGACGGGUCGUAUCAUGCAGUUUCAUGCGUACUGUGACCGUCAUCGCAAGUGUACUGAGGACAUUGGCGAUCUUUUAACUAAAUUGAUUACGCGCCCUAUCCGACUCCUUGUUGGUCGCGACGACAUGCGUCGAUUUGGCACUGUUGCAAAGCAUUUACCGGAUUAUGCCAGUGCUGCUGCCGUGAUGCGCGAUCUGGCAGCCUUGAUGAUUGGUUACUGUGCGAAAGGCCUGCGUGCUAGCAAGAGUGACCCGCCUGACUACAACGUGAAACACUUGCAGGUGCUCCAGUUCUUCUUGGGCCAUGUGCCACAGCUUGAAAAGGUGUAUGCGCUGCCGCCGAUGUCUGUACGAGAGUUUGUUAAUGAUACAAGACUGGUUCGUCGUCUUGAAAGAACAUUCGAUCCACCAGGAUACUCCGCCCAGUAUCCCGGACCAUCCAGUCAGCAAUACACUUGUGCCGUGUGUCUGGAUCCUUUUCACGAGCGACAACACUUAUUUUAUUGCUCCAUAGAAUCAGAAUCUGCGAUCCCGCACGUUCAGCACUGGAGGUGCACAAAGCGCCGAUCAAGCGUUCGCGAGCCUGAGAAGCAUCACCAAGUGGAAGGAAGCACGAGUACGACGAAUAAACGAAAGACAAUCUCGAUCGUGCAGAACGGUGUGCAAAAGGACGUUGCGAUACCAGAAGGGCUUUCAAGUGUGACUGGUGAUGUCAUUUGUGGUGUCUGUGGUGCCGCGGUCAAUACGCGUGGACUGAUUGGGUCCUGCAAGGAAGCGAAACGAUUGGAUUUCGAGAAGAAGGAGAGCAAGUUUGUGCAGAACGGUUGCUAUAUUAAUCCUGUUGGUGCCAAAGGCUACUGCUACGGACCAGACGCUUCAUCUCGCAAAUGGUUGGCAAAGUCGACUGACGGCAAACCUAAUGGCAACACGAUAGGACAGAACGCAGUGGCUCAUCAAGCUACAAGGCCUCCCAAGAUGGAUCGGAUCAAUGUUCAGCGAACGACGAAGUGGCUUACUUGCGUUGCUCGGAUCAUUCGCCUUGUUGGUGCAGCAGCUUCCAACGUCCAACCACAUCCCUACCCUGCUUCAGCUGCUUCUUCCGAGGCAGGCAGUGGUACUGCCACGUCCACAGUUGUGGCAUCGUCAGUUUCAGCUUUAACUGCAUAUAGGGCACCUGACUUGAACGAAGCUGCUUCUACGGAGCCGUCCCUAGGAAAAAGGGAUACAUCGAUAUCUGGGACCUCUACAGCAGCAACAACUACUUCCGAGCAGUUUCGUCCGUCUACCGUCGACUCGAAAGUGUGGAAACCGAUGCUACCUGCUACCGCCACCACGACUCACGUGCCGACUUCACUGCCAGUAAGGAAGGAGACGCCGUCGCUUAUAACGCCAGCUAUUCAAGCACAUUUUGAUGAAGUGAUGCGUCUGGUACGUCCGUAUGAUUCGUAUGCGCUCAACAAGUUGGAGACUGCGUAUGACAUGCUUCGUUGUCGCAACGGACCUGGCGUCGCAGUGCUGCGCAAGUUCACCCACGAAUACACUCGUUUCGUGUAUGUUAAGCACACCCGUGCCGUCGAAAAGGCCCGUAACGAAAAACGCAAGCGCGCAGAGUACCAGGCGCAAGAAAACCGUGCAAAAGAGCGGAAGCGCAUGAAUCUUGAGGCGGAGCAGGCACUAAAGAAGCGAAUGCUCGCGAUGCGCAACAAAUAG
Peronospora matthiolae is the source of this 2448-nucleotide messenger RNA. The record is from the annotation of a GenBank genome assembly. NCBI's taxonomy places the organism in Eukaryota, Oomycota, Peronosporomycetes, Peronosporales, Peronosporaceae.